UUGUUAAGUGUCAAAGAUACACAUUACUGAAAAUUGUGAAACAAUAUAAUUAUAUGACAAGAAUCAAAUCAAUAAUUUUAGAUGACACAGUUUUAUGUCACAAAAAUUAUCUAUUAUUGCGACACACUCUCAGUACUAGUACACAACAUGAAACGUCGGCUUUUGAUCAAAGGCGCCCGCCUGAUUGUCGUCUGCUUAUCUCCAGCAGAGUUGGAGACCACCUGUCAGCUGGUACCCAGGCCCUUUUAGUCACGUGACAACACAGUUUAUAAGCAAAUGCUGAAGGUCUUUUUAAAUCACUUGACCCUUGGAAAUUCAUCUGUUAUAGAACAAAUGGAAAAGCUUUAUAUUUUGAUUAGCCUUACGGCGCUAUUUGCAUUUAGCAGUAGUUUAUGUGUGACAGAAGAUGAAGGGAAAGAUGGUAUUGAUUUGAGGUGUAGUUCCAGGUGGAGUGGAGAAGGUUCUAAAAUCCGUCGUCUUAUAGUACACAGCUGGGACGGCUCCUGCCACUUUCCGGAAGGGGGCCUUUUGACGCUUUACGGCGCAGAUCAGGAUUGUUUCACCUGUUCGAAGUCUAUCCAUGAGCGAAUGAUGGUUAACGGAGAGAAAUGUACAGUCGCUGUUCCUACAGCAAGGUCAGAAUCGAAAAUUUCCGGAAGCAGCAGAACCACAACUGGGUCAAUAGAUUUCACGACAGAGCUCUACGAGGCAGUCUGGCAGGUAAAAGGUAGCAUCCAUGGCACCACAACUACAGCAGCUGAAACCUAUAGUGCAUCCUCAAGUUUGCAAGACAGUGGUUCGAUCCCCAGAUGGACAUAUGGGCUGUUGUCAACUUUAGCGGUAACUGUCCUGGUCUUAUUCGUGCUCCUAGUACUGUUGCUAUUGCGUUAUAGGAGACAACGGGCGUAUAUUUGCUGUAAACCAAGAACAAGUCCAAGUGUAAGCAUGGAAUCUGUUAUGAUAUAUCCGUUGCCGACAUUACAACUUUAAUAUUUGUAAAUUUACAGAACUAUGCAUAUUGGUGACAGUCGCACUGGUUGUAAAAUUUCUGAAGGGUUUUAAUUGGCAGCCUCAUCCUCUCCAACAACAACAACAACAACAACAACAACAUCGUAGAUUUCAAGGAGGUAGAGAGCUUGUGAUUAAUCAACCCCAUAGGGCACUACGACCACAGAGGGCUCGGAGGCAAGUCCAAAGAUUACAAAUAUCGUGGUAAAAAUAAGCUCGCGCCAGUGUGUGUGUGUAUUUUAUUUCUGAUGUGACACCAUGUGUUUUCUUAGAGUGCUACUUAGUUGUGGACACCAUGUGUUUUCUUAGAGUGCUACUUAGUUGUGUGUCACUUAUUGGCACUGGGAUUUUCUGUGUAUGAUUUCUUUCUGUUACAUCAUGUAUAAAUAGUAAUUUCUUAUGUCUUUCUAUAUUAAAUGAGUAGAAAAAUGUGCCGCAGUAUAUGUGCAUGAAUCGUUAGUGUUUCUGGUGUGUAUGAGUUAAGUAUCUAAGACGAAACAUUUCAAAGAAUUGUUAUCUGUGUUGACGUGACAACCAACGUUCCAAGUGUUCUAUAUUUUGUUUCCCGGUGUUCUAUAUUUUGUCUCAUAUAUGUCAUAGUAAAGUGUAAAUGACAAGUUUUAAAACUCGUUUGAUUACCUACACUAUAAUCUUUGAAAUAGUGAAGAUGUCAGACUUAAAGAUGGCAGAUUUUCUUUCAUGAAUUCUUGGUUAUCUUAAUUUGAGCCGUGUCACGACAAAACCAACAUAGUGGGUUUGCGACCAGCAUGGAUCCUUUACAAACCCUAUUACAAGUAGAGAAACUGAUAGCGACCAGCAUGGAUCCUGAUCAGACUGCGCGGAUGCGCAGGCUGGUCUGGAUCCAUGCUGGUCGCAAACCCACUAUGUUGGUUUUGUCAUGACACGGCUCAUUUAAUUUUUUUUUGUAUAAAGACGGGUUUUUUCGUGGAAUGCUUCAGUUAUAUACUAAGCGAAAGUUCUAACACCCCCACACAUUUGCCUUUCAGCUAGUCAUAAAUUGGUUGUCUUAUUACAUAGUAUUAUAAUUAAAAUGGGUGUUAGAAGUUUCGACAAUACACCGAGUCAUGACACACGAAAAUAUACACCGGAUGAUGCAUGUUUUUGUUUAAUUGUUAUUCUUACUAGAUAGUUUUACCAGUGUAGAAUAUUGUUUAAAAUCGAA
Molecule: messenger RNA, 2191 nt
Organism: Ruditapes philippinarum (Manila clam)
Lineage: Eukaryota; Metazoa; Mollusca; Bivalvia; Venerida; Veneridae
Exons: 3
Coding region: 277-990 (237 amino acids)
Source: RefSeq, a predicted model, not a curated record